GUGACAAUAAAGCGAGCGUAGUUGAAGCACCCCCCCCCCUCGCUGCCACCGAACCAUUUCUCUUUCUCCUCUCUCCUCAAUCCCCUCGGCAGCAGCAGCUGCAGACCCCAGCUCAUGGCCACCGUUCGAGGCGUCUGCAAUGGCCUUGGGGAUGUGGAGGAGGUCGACGACGGCGCUCCGUCGUGCCAGGAGGCCUCGAUGUCCGCCCGCCCCGGCCUCAGCCCCGCCGCUCCUGUGCCCUCGACUCAAGCUCCAUCAUCAGCAGCAACAACAACAACAUCGGCGUCGUCUCCUCCUGCGCUGUCCACCAUGGCGGAGUACCUUGAGGGUGGUGGUGGUGGUGGCGCGGCCUACGUGAACGGCGCCAGGCGGCGGUCCGUGGGCCACCAUCCCUACCGCAACAGGGCCAUGUCUGAGCCGGAGAGGAUGGCCGACUUUCUCAUCAGCGGAGGCACAGGAUACGUUCCAGACGACGGCAUGACCGCGCAGCAGCUGUUCGCCGGUGCGGAUGGACUCACGUACAAUGACUUCCUCAUCCUUCCCGGCUUCAUCGACUUCAGCGCGGAUGAAGUGGACCUGGCGUCGGCGCUCACCAAACAGAUCACCCUCAAGACCCCGCUCGUCUCCUCCCCCAUGGACACGGUCACCGAGUCCAGCAUGGCCAUCGCCAUGGCGCUCAUGGGAGGUGUGGGUGUGAUUCACCACAACUGCACUCCUGAGUUCCAAGCCAACGAAGUCCGGAAAGUGAAGAAGUACAAGCAGGGCUUCAUCACAGACCCCGUGGUGCUGAGCCCGGCCCACUCGGUGGGCGACGUGUUCGAGGCCAAGGCGCGCCACGGCUUCUCGGGGAUCCCCAUCACCGAGACGGGGCGCAUGGGCGGCCGCCUCGUGGGCAUCAUCACCUCGCGCGACAUCGACUUCCUCACCGAGAAGGACUACAGCAUGGAGCUCUCAGAGGUGAUGACCAAGCGGGAGGACCUGGUGGUGGCGCCGUCUGGGGUGACGCUCACGGAAGCCAACGAGCUCCUGCAGAGGAGCAAGAAAGGCAAGCUGCCCAUCGUGAACGAGAAGGACGAGCUGGUGUCCAUCAUCGCACGCACCGACCUCAGGAAGAGCCGCGAAUACCCGCUUGCCUCCAAGGACGAGCGCAAGCAGCUGCUUUGCGGCGCCGCCAUCGGCACCCGCGAGGACGACAAGUACCGCAUCGACCUGCUCGCCCAGGCCGGGGUCGACCUCGUCGUGCUGGACUCCUCCCAAGGCAACUCCAUCUUCCAGAUCCAGAUGAUCCGGUACAUCAAGCAGAAGUUUCCGGACCUGCAGGUGGUGGGCGGCAACGUGGUGACGGCGGCGCAGGCGAAGAACCUCAUUGAUGCCGGCGUCGACGCUCUGCGCGUGGGCAUGGGCAGCGGCUCCAUUUGCAUCACGCAAGAGGUGAUGGCGGUGGGGCGCCCCCAGGGCACGGCCGUGUACAAGGUGGCGGAGUACGCGCGCCGCUUCGGCGUGCCCGUCAUCGCCGACGGCGGCAUCCAGACGGUGGGGCACAUCAUCAAGGCGCUCGCGCUGGGGGCCUCCACCGUGAUGAUGGGCUCCCUGCUGGCCGCCACCACGGAGGCCCCGGGCGAGUACUUCUUCUCGGACGGCGUGCGGCUCAAGAAGUACCGUGGCAUGGGCUCGCUGGACGCCAUGGAGAAGAACAAGGGCAGCCAGAGCCGCUACUUCAGUGAGAACGACAACAUCAAGGUGGCACAGGGCGUGUCCGGCUUGGUGCAGGACAAGGGCUCCAUCCAGAAGUUUGUGCCGUAUCUCCUCGCCGGCGUGCAGCACGGCUGCCAGGACAUCGGGUCAAAGUCCCUCUCCAUGCUGCGCUCCAUGAUGUACUCUGGGGAGCUCAAGUUUGAGAAGAGGACCAUGUCGGCACAGGUGGAGGGGGGAGUGCACGGACUCUACUCCUAUGAGAAGCGCCUCUACUGAGUCGGAUGGGGAGCAGAAGCAUCAGCAGCAGCAGGAGGUGACACCGUGGUUGCCCGGUUCCUGCUGCAGUUUCCCCCCCACCUCUCCCUGCCCACCCCCUCCCCGGCCUCUGACCUUGGCAUGGGUCGUCUUGACGCACAAGAAGAAAAUAAAUAAAUGCAACUUUUAAAAAAGAUAACGUGGUAAAAACGCAACGAAGAGGUUGAGAAAUACUGCGUCCGAACGGAGGGGGUUCCUGACGGCCCCCCGUCCCGUCCCGCUUGCUGUGCUGCCCCCCACCCCCCGUGUAAGUGCCUGCCGCUUGGCGGAACCGCCAAGCGGACCGGCAGAGCGGCCAUGACAGAGAAGCCCAGAGUGGAGCGGUCGCCAAGCGUUGCCAUCCCUCCUCUUUGUCGUCGUCGUCACGUGCAGCUCCGGUCCCGAUAUCGAUCGCCACUGACGGUAGCCGUGGCCGGGAAUCGACCUUCGGCAAUGACGAGCGAUGUCACCGCGGUACUUGACCACCCAGGCAAGCAUCGGCGAGUACCAAGACCCUCUUAUGAAGAGGUUCUUGCUCGAGACGUUUGGCCAAUUUACUUUUUUUCAGUGUUUUUGUUUCAUGAGCUCGGUGAGAUGUAGAGGAGUUGGCCUAAUACACACCGUAUGGGGGGGGGGCAUCCACAGUGGAGGCCCUUCUGCCAGCAGCAGUGCGAGCCAGCGGUUACCGCAGGGCUGCGCCAAACAACUCAAGGGGAUGCCCCCAUGUGUGCGAUGAGGUUAGCACUCAACGCUCGGUCUGUUAUUAUAUACCUACUUGCUCUUCUGCCCUGCUUGCCCGGAGUCGGCAAAACACUGCCGCGGUGGUGGUGGCGGCGGUGUCGUCGCGUAAACGUGCCAACAGUGAACGUCGCCGGCGCACGGCAAAGUUCCGUGGGACCCCGGCGGUGUUUUGUAUUUUUUAGGCCUCGAAUCCGUGGGCCCCACGUGCGGUUGUGUUGAGCUCGUGGCGAUUGCGAGGCCGCGAUUUUAAAUCCCGGUUUGGCGCGGAAGUCGACACGGCCCAUCAUCGGUCCCUCCCUCCGGAGCCGAUUCCAACCAGCACCGAUUCCAACCAGCACCGCUUUGUGUGCAAAGUCAACGGCGGUUUGUCCUGUGGAUAAACACAGACACAACCACCCCCACCGGCCGCCGCCAGAGGAAUGUGGAAUUUCCACCGCAGGCUCUGCAGAGCUGUCAACAGAUGAGCCACCAAUGCCUCGAUGCUCCUUCGAGCAGGAGGUCACUUUGACCAUUUGUUUUGUCAAAGUCCAGUGCACAGGCACGCGUACUGCAGGGCACGCUUACUCCAUGCACGCACAGACCGCCCUGCAGCUACCCGAGAACGGCUCGCAUCACAGCUGUUUUAAUUAAUCAAAAUCGAACAAAUCCAACUUGGCCAGCGGCACAUAUCUCGUCGGCGGUGGCAUUCGACGGCGCCUCGACAUCCUUGUCUUGUGAUCCGGAGCUUAAAUACAUUUCGGCACGCCACGUCCACCGUUUCUUUCGCUCCGACCGUGGUGAUGGCUGUCACCACGCGCACGCCAGGCACACCACAUCCAGCACGACUCUCGCUCCGAACCGUGGAGAUGGCGGCUUCGUCAAGCCAUCGCCAACGAGCCGGAACCACUAUUUUUUUCACGCACCCGGCGGCGCACCACCGUCCGUCCAUAGCUCUCGCUCCCGGCCGUGGUGACUGCCGCUUGUCGCGUUGCUGCCUGCGCCGGUCGACAGCAGCAGCCCACGAAAAACACCCGGUGAGAAAUGAAGCUCUUUUCGUAACUUUGUAGUUUUUUUAUAAACAAACAAGUGGGAGACCGCGUGCUGGUGGUGCGUCGUUACUGCCGGCUCGCCCCUGCGUCUACGGCGACCGGUGCCGUGGGAGGGAAUCCACACAAAGUGUGGAUUUUUCCUCCGCCCGUUUUUUUUGCCGAAGCCUCCAACAGCGAAUUUGUGUCGCAGCGGAAUCCCAGCCGCUUCGCCACGACGACGUAGAAUUUGUACCGCGCGACAAACCAGAGGCGCGUGACGCAAGGCUGCAAGAACCAACUGCACGCCAACAGUUGCCCAAGUUCUGUGGACCUACAUUGAGACGAGUGUUUGUACGCGCGAGAAAUCAAACACCGGCUGGGCGGGUGGUGGUAAUGCUCGCCCCCCCCCCCCUCUCGUCAUGCACGUGGCGUUUAAUCCAAUUUCUCAACUGCCACGUGUGAUGGGACGUCACGGUGACGAGGUGUUGGCUGCGUCGAUUUUGCGCUUGGCGCCGGCAGUGCCCGUGUCCGUUGGCUGUCGCCAAGGCCCGGCACCGCCGGCGUGAGCGUCGCGGGGGAUGAUGAUGGCAAUGUUGGUAACGAUGGUGGUGAUUUUGGUCGUGUCCCGCUGUUGUUGAGCUGUAGAUGCUAAUGAUAAUGCUGGUGAAGAUGUUUCAUUGUUGGGCUGUCGGUGGUGGUGGUGAUGAUCAGGGCUUGAUAUUUCGCUCGGUGUUUCCGGAACGCUGCCGUGCUGGCAUGUAAUGUGGAUUCGGGCAUGACCACGACAGGACGAGGUAUGACCUCUCUUUAAUAAUCCGACCAACCAAUGGGUUUAGGACAAACCUAAAGGAGGGGAAUGGCUGUGGCAGGGCCAACAUAAUUCCCGGACGCAGCGUUCCAGACUGUCCUGGCUAAAAUCAAGCACAAGGUGGUGAUUACGGUGGUGAUUACGAUGGCGAUGGUUGUGUUUUUUUCCGUUGGACUGUAGGCUACGAUGAAACGAUGCCCUCGACAAUGUCUGGCUGUUGGUCUCGUGACGACGAUGAUGACGAUGUUACGCUUACCGCUGUUUCAGUGUCUUAGGCAUCCGCGUGAACACGUGCGCAACUUUUUGCGAGGGCCCUGUGCGGAACGG
This is a messenger RNA of Lethenteron reissneri (Far Eastern brook lamprey), 4872 nucleotides long. RefSeq names its product inosine-5'-monophosphate dehydrogenase 1b. NCBI's taxonomy places the organism in Eukaryota, Metazoa, Chordata, Hyperoartia, Petromyzontiformes, Petromyzontidae. Gene Ontology annotation, molecular function: IMP dehydrogenase activity. Gene Ontology annotation, cellular component: cytoplasm. Gene Ontology annotation, biological process: GTP biosynthetic process. The record is from RefSeq and is a predicted model, not a curated record.